CAGCACACCCACACACACAAACACCGGACGUCUCUGGUGUCUUGGUAGCUGUGCCGAGAUUAGACGACAAGUAAUAAUAAUGGCGCUUAGACCUCUGCCCUCUGUUGUAUUGGUGGUUACCUUUCUAUUUGGAUACGCUAACGCUGAUCAUUAUGAUGAUUAUGAUGAUUACGAGUAUGAUUAUCAGUGUGAAAACCAACGCUAUGGAGAUAUUGAUGACAGUAAGUUGUGUAUAAAUAAUAUAUACCCUUAGUCAACGAGAGGGAAUCUAGCCCAUAUCCUUCACAGCAGAAUGCCUAGGCGUUGAAAUGAAACCACAUAUUUUUAGACACGCUACUGUAUGAUAUCAAGGAUCGUUAUUUUAUACUCUUGUCUUUAUCUUUCAUUUGCAAACGUAGCUGCAUUCUUUGUCUCCCUCUUCAUCGUGAUGCCCAUUAUAAUGUGUGUCUACUGCUGCUCCUGCUGUACGUUCUGUACUGUGGCCUGGCUGGUCACCUGUAUCCACCGCUGGGGUACCCGCUGGCGCAGGAACAAUGACCCCACCAUUGUCGAGGUUAUCGACCCUCAACAAGUUGGAGCUCCUGGCAAUAUUAUUAAUAGUGGUCCUCCUAUGCCCCCUGAUGGUAUAGAUGUACCACCACCUUAUUCUCUUGCUGCUGCCAGUCCCAGUGCCCCUCCCCCUCUCACUCCUGACUCUCAAGAAGUUACUUCAGUUGACCCUAAGCAGGAACAAGUUGGGGACAUUGAUCAUGAGAAAGAGGAUUGAUACAAACAUAAAUUUUAUUCAUCUCAAAAUAUGUUUUGUCUGUGUUUUUAACAUCUCAGUGUUUUUUUAAGUGUGACUAUUGUUCAGUUGAGCAGUGUGAAAGUUGCUUUUUAUAGG
Messenger RNA from Geodia barretti, 883 nucleotides. The record is from the annotation of a GenBank genome assembly. Lineage: Eukaryota; Metazoa; Porifera; Demospongiae; Tetractinellida; Geodiidae.